GCUCCGCCCCCACUACAGGUUCCGCCCCCUCUUCAGGCUCCGCCCCCUCUGCAGACCUCUGCCAAUCAGUGCUGAAGAGCAUGAAGCUCACCGUGGCCAAUCGGAUGCAGCGAGAGGAAGGCCACGCCCACACACGCCUGCGCAGGCUCCGGGAGCAGCUGCAGCGGCGCAGACAGGUGUGGACGGAGGACGAGGCUUUGACUCGCGCGCGUCUUCAUCACUUCGGAGAACAGCAGCGCGCCGUCGUCAUGGCGAUGGUGUCCAGGCACUCAGAUAUGCAGAUGAGGAGUGCUCAUGUAGACGAGCAGCAGCUUCUGCUGAUCCUGGAGUUCCAGAGGCUUCUAGCAGCGCGAGCCUUUCACCUGCGGCUGAUGGACGAGAUGAAGCUGGCCAUCCAGUCAGACACACAGGACGCCUCUGUCGCCGUGGAAACGGUGUCCUGUGCAGAGGCUGUGAUUGGCCAGAAUCUCCUGCACGAGCUGGAGGCGUCGGCUGAGAUGCUGCAGGGCCACGCCCACCUCCUGCUAGGCCACGCCCUCUCGCGGGCCGCACGCCUGCGCAGCGACACACAGCAGAAGGAGCGGCUGAUGGACGCGGUGUGUGAAAGUGUGUGUGUGACGCGGGACUGUGUCGAGUCUCUGAUCCGGGAAUAUUACUGUGGGAUCCGGAGCAGGAGGAGGACACACAGCAGAGCCAGCGAGGAUACAGACACACACACACAGAGGACGGAUUGCACUAGAGCUCUACAGACACAACUCCUCAACUGGGCCAGAAAACCCACAUCUACUGAAUUACAUCACAGGGUUGUUGAGCUGAAGAGGACGUGUCUGACAGAGUUUCAGAAAGAUCUUCACAGUCCAGAGCAAACACACACUUACAGACACCUCAGAGAUGAAGAAGAGGCGUUCAUGCGUCGACUGGCGUCUCUAGCACGAGUGUCUCUCAGGAACGAGGAGGAUUUUACAGGUCAUCAGUGUGAAGAGAGUUUCUGAAGGACUUCUGCUGGACCUGUGAUGAGCGUCAGAAGACCAGCAGAAUGAUGCAGAACACACACUCACUCACACACACAAUCUUAAAGUAAUAUCUUUAAUAGUAAUAGAAAGGAAAAUGGAAAAAUGCACAAUGCUUUGCAUGUUUAAUCUGUGUCAUGACAGGACUUCACAUACAGGAUAGCCUGGAUCUUGACGCUUCUCCUUGCAU
Messenger RNA from Rhinichthys klamathensis goyatoka, 1200 nucleotides. RefSeq lists its product as uncharacterized. The record is from RefSeq and is a predicted model, not a curated record. Lineage: Eukaryota; Metazoa; Chordata; Actinopteri; Cypriniformes; Leuciscidae. Bases 81 to 992 code for a protein of 303 amino acids. The transcript has 9 exons.